AUGUUCCCGGCGUGUGUGGAGUGCGGGACGACGAGGAACCCCUGCCGGUGCAGGGUGGUAGGCCCGACGCUGGGAUUCCUGGCCUUCCUGGUGGCCGCGGCGAUCGAGUGGCCGGUGGGGGCGGUGGUGUUUCUUUUCCGGAAGGGAAAGGGCCGCCGGAUAAUGGGCCAUCCCGCCACCGUCGUCUAUCCCUCCGUUGCAGGUGCCAUUCCCAUCUAA
Molecule: messenger RNA, 219 nt
Organism: Spirodela intermedia
Lineage: Eukaryota; Viridiplantae; Streptophyta; Magnoliopsida; Alismatales; Araceae
Source: the annotation of a GenBank genome assembly